Molecule: messenger RNA, 1933 nt
Organism: Ceutorhynchus assimilis (cabbage seed weevil)
Lineage: Eukaryota; Metazoa; Arthropoda; Insecta; Coleoptera; Curculionidae
Source: the annotation of a GenBank genome assembly
GUGGUUAUAAUAUUUUUCACAUUUAUUUACUCUGCCGUGUAGUGCAGAACUGUGAAAAAAAAUGAAUUCCCUCCAGUUAUGCUGUGAUGGCAACUACUUUAAUGUGAUGGUUGACGAUGAAACCUACCUGGAACUAAUUAAUGAUCCAAAUAAGUUGAGCAGCUAUGCCGAACAAGUUCGCGACAUUAUGACGAGUAAUGAAUCAAAUAUUAAUUUACCAGGACCAAGUACCAGCACUAGUGAUUUGACCAGUGAUGAGAAUUUUUCUGAGCUGAUAAGGGGGCCAAGUACUAGUACUGGGACAACCAACACUGAAAACGUUUUCAAAUGGACUCAAUCACUGACUCUUAUGUUAAUUGACCUGAGAUUGAAAAAAGAAAAAGAUUUUAAUCGGCCAAUAUGUGAGAAAAAAAAGCUUUGGGAGCAAAUUGCAAGUGAAAUCAAAACCAAAACUGGGAAAUUUGUUACCAGCGAAAUGUGUGAUAUAAAAUAUCUGAAUGAAACUGAUGCGACUGAAUCAGAAACUGAAGAGAAGGGGCUGAACAGGGGACCUCAACCUCUGGUUGAGAAUUUAAAAAAUAAUAGGGAAAGAAAUAAGAAACGUAAACGGUCUAUUGAUAUUGGUGAAUAUUUAUUUCAAAAGCAAAUAGAAGAUAAGGAGAAAAGGUGCCUUUCGCCAUUGUUUAUUCCACCAUCCAGAGGACCGACCCCGGACAGCGCCUUAUCAGCACCACCAGCUAGUCCAUUAGGGGCUAUCCAGCCGGAUUUGUACCUAAAAAAAGACGGGCCCCUAUUUAUAGGCUGCGAUGCUAGAAAAUCAGGGGGUGCCAGUUUGGGCAGACUUCAUUUUCGAUUGAGCUAUGAUUUUGAUCGAUCGGAUUUUAUCGUCCAUUUAAUAGAAGCUCAUGAUUUAGCUGGAAGCGAUCAAGGAGGUUUUAACGAUCCCUACGUUCGUGUGUUCCUCAUUCCCGAAAUUGAUACGAGAAAAAGGCAAACGACCAUCCAUAGGAACGAAAUAAAUCCCGUGUUCAAUGAAAUAUUUAAGUUUCCGGUAUCGCACGAGGAAUUGAAGUCGAAAUCGUUGCUCUUGCAAGUUUUUGACUACGAUAGAUUUUCAAGAAACGAUAUCAUUGGAGAGGUUUCAAUGGCACUAACGGAUUACGACUGCACAAACAGCAUCGAAAUCUGGGGCGAAAUUACGAAAAAUAAAAAACCGCCAGAAGAAGUUCAAGAACUCCUUAUUUCUCUCAUGUACUUACCAUCAGCUGAAAGACUCACCUUGAGUUUGGUAAAAGGUCGAAAUUUAUUUAUUCCUCAGGAAAAAGAAUUUAUUGAUCCCUUCAUUAAAGUUUAUCUAAUAAUCAAUGGGAAACGCACAAAGAAAAAAAAAUCGUCCUGUAAAAAAGGUAAUUGUAACCCUGUAUGGAAUGAGGCUCUAAUGUUUAAUUUGCCUUCAUCGAGUACACAAAAUACUGAAUUGGAGAUAUGUGUAUUUGAUCAAGGCAACGAUAUAAUGGGAAGUAACCCUUUAUUGGGAUGCUGUACAAUAGGACCAAAAGCGAGCGGAACUGGAAAAGAGCAUUGGAACGAUAUGAUCCAGAGUCCGAGAAAAACUGUAUUUUGUUGGCACACGAUAAGGACUGUUGCAGAAACUGACCAAAGCAAGUAGAUAACAAUUGUCUAUAAAUAAUUUAAACCAAAAUUAUCACCUAUUUUUAAAUCAAAAGAGUCCUUUUUACAAAAAAUAGCAAAUACAGGUAAAUGAAAUGAAUAUGCUUUAGAAAACAAUCAACAGAAAUAUUUUCCCACAAAAAAAAAUAUUUUUCUUAUUACAAUCAAAACUUAUUUUUAUUAUUGCCUGAAAGCGUAAAAAUCUUAUGUAACUUUUACAAGAUGGAAAUUCUUCUAUUUUUUUUACUCUUCUAGGAAACAC